Molecule: messenger RNA, 3660 nt
Organism: Corvus hawaiiensis (hawaiian crow)
Lineage: Eukaryota; Metazoa; Chordata; Aves; Passeriformes; Corvidae
Gene: FAIM
Product: Fas apoptotic inhibitory molecule
Exons: 5
Coding region: 1407-1946 (179 amino acids)
Biological process (GO): positive regulation of neurogenesis; canonical NF-kappaB signal transduction; negative regulation of extrinsic apoptotic signaling pathway via death domain receptors
Source: RefSeq, a predicted model, not a curated record
CGCCCCGCGAUGAGCGCUGCCGGGAUUAGGUGGAUGCUAUGGGAGCCGUAAUCCCAGCCUAGUUUUCUGAAGGAGCCCUUCCGUAUAAAGGAAUAAACAUCGCCUUGGGCUGCUGACUUGGUCAGCAGAAGGCGCGGUGAAUGGAGGCGGUGGGUGCAGCACUGAUGUGUGUCCCUGGUUCGGAGCCAGGGGCGCUGGAGGCGCCGCGCCCGCUCCCCCUGGGGCAGCGCACGGCUUUCCCUUGGGACGCGGGUGGGAUCGGCCUGGAGUCUGGGUUCGGGUUUGAUUUAAAAUAAAAGUGUAUUACUUCAUUACCAUGAUUUGGGGGGAAGGGGGAAAAAAAAAAAAAAAAAAAAAAAAAAAGGAUUUUGUGUGUUCUGGGAUGCUUCCUAAUCCUUUAAGCAUUGAUCCUAAAUGACGCCUAAAAUCCACGCCGCAGGAUUGCGGCCUGCCCGGGGUGAUGAAGGCUCCGGGCGGUCUGUGGACAGCUCUUCUGGCAUCUCCCGUGUGCCCGAGGCCGCUCCUUGUGCUGACCCCGGCCGGGGACACACGCGGCUCUGUCCCGAGCCUGCUCCUUGGACAAGAGGAGGGAAAUACUCCCUGCCUGACUCCCAGCGUGUGCCCGGGGAUGCCAGCCUUCACAGGAACCAGAAACUUCAGGAACGGUCAAAACAAUCUCCUCGGCAUUUAUUAGCACAUGUUUGCUUAUUGAUAAGCACAGACAAGGCAGAUGAUGAUGAAAUUAAUUAGUGAAAAUAACACAUUAAAAAACAGUGGUUGUAAACCACAGUCAUGGUCUAAAAAACCUCUUAAGUAAGAAAUUAGUUCGUUGUGGCUCACAUAAAUGUUGUGACUGAAUUGCCAGGUCAAAUUUACUGAUGUGCUUGUUGAAAGCUACUGCAGUGGUUUAGAAAAGGGAGGAGGUGAAAUUACUGCCUGUGCUAUUUCCCAGUCCCAAAUUCACUACGGUCUGGGACUGAGAUGGGCAGCUCUGGAUUGGGUUCCUGCUUUGUUCGUUUCUAAGCUUUGUCUCACAAAUCAGGCAGCCCAUUUUUCCAUCCAGUAACUGACAACGUUAUGAGGAGCUAGCAAAGUUAGGAUAAACUGCACUCACUAGUUUUGUAAAAUCUAAUACUUUUUAAAAUGCACUUGGCUUUCUGUCUUAGAGGAAAGAUGGUUGUGUUUUAAGUGUUUUUAUUUCAUCAUAUAUAUGACAGCUAGCACUGCAUGCCAGUUAAUGAUGCUUUUAAAAGUGUCCUUUAUCUUAACUGGAGAAAAUGAUGAAACUUUAGACCUCAGCGCUUCUCUGCUACUAUUCUGCUUUUCUAUUUUUUCUUGCUGCUAAUUGGAUUAAGAACUCUUUUGGCUUCUAUGGCAUCCGGUCUCGGUACAGCUACUUAGAGAAGAUGACAGAUUUGGUGGCUGUUUGGGAAGUAGCUUUAAGUGAUGGUGUUCAUAAGAUUGAAUUUGAACAUGGGACCACUUCAGGAAAGCGUGUUGUCUAUGUUGAUGGAAAGGAAGAAAUAAGAAGAGAAUGGAUGUUUAAAUUAGUGGGUAAAGAAACAUUCACUGUUGGAGCUACUAAAACUAAAGCUGCUAUUAACAUUGAUGCCGUCGGUGGCUUUGCAUAUGAAUAUACUUUGGAGAUCAAUGGAAAGAGUCUCAAGAAGUAUAUGGAGAACAGGUUAAAAACAACCAAUACCUGGAUAUUGAACUUGGGAGGUACAGACUAUAGAAUUGUUCUAGAAAAGGACACUAUGGAUGUGUGGUGCAACGGCCAAAAAAUGGAAACAGCGGGUGAAUUUGUGGAAGAUGGGACUGAAACUCACUUCACUGUUGCUGAUCGCAGCUGUUGCAUUAAGGCUGUCAGUAGUGGGAAACGAAAGGAAGGAAUUAUUCAUACCCUCAUUGUGGACAACAGAGAAAUCCCAGAGGCUGUGGAAUAGCCCUGGUUAACUGAUUAUGGUAGGACUAAGAUCAGGAAUUUUCAAUUACUGUGGUAAUUAUUUUGAUAUGUACUACUUGGUACAUUUAGCUUGUGCUGGCUUUAUUUUCUAGUUUCUGUACAUGAAAUUAUUCUUUUUGAGGACCAGAUGAAAAUAAUUAUAUACAACCUCUUACGUUACCAUUUUUUUAAAAAAACCUAUAUAUAUCUAGAAUGUAUAGUAUAUCACUACGUGUGGAGAACACUGGUGAACUUAAAGAGAAAUUAUACAUCAGGAAAAAAUCAUUCUGUAAUAAAAUGGAAGAUAAAUAUUCAGUCACACUGAAUCCUUAACUGCAGGUGUAUGUGGAGGGAAGAGAAAGCCUUUACUGGGCACAGGAGUAAGAUGUUAAAAGCUUUCGCUAAAAUUAUUUUUUCUAUUAAACUGACUACAAACCUUUUCAGAUGCAGUUAAGGGGAGUUACAAAGUUAAUAAAAAGUUAAUAAUGAAAUACACAGUUACCAAUACUUGUGUUACAGUAUUAAAGUAAUACUGAGUUUUGAAAACUGUUCUUUAUUCCCACUAGGAGCAAGAUGUUACAUUGUGCCAAAAAUAACAUUCCUUUAGGUGUUCUGAAAACUGAUGCUGUAGUUCAGAAACUCUGUACUGAGUUUUUUCAAAACAGAAAGAAAAAAAAAAAAUCCUGCCGUGAAACCCCUUUAAAAAUGAUACCUCUUGACACAUGCUGAAAUGAGAACUUAUCUUCGUUCAGUGCUAGCAAAUCUUAAAUCUACAACUAUGUGUUUUCAUGGCAGUAAUGUGUGAAUCAAGAAACAUGAGGAAAAAGGGGACAGAAGUGGAAAACAAUUGGUUACUUAAAUGGAAUAGUUAAAAUAGGAAUAGACUAAUUCUGUUUUCAGAACUGUAGCAUAAUUUCUAAGAGCAACCUUUGGAUUUCUUGAGAACAAACCUCGUGUGUUAAGAGACUCACACUACAAAACUACCCUUUGCAACAGCAGGCAUAGCUAAUCUUAAAAAUAAUUUUUACAAAACCCAAAAUAUAAAUAUAUUAAUCUAGAAGUUUAUUUUGUAACGGUUAAAAAAAUUUUCCACUUUUAACCUCAGAAUUCAGAAUUAGACUUUUAUAACUUAAUUUCUUUUGGACUUGUGAGUGGUUCCUAGCACUACAACUACUAGCUCAGGAGAUGCAGAUGCAGUACAAGCAUCCUGGGAAUCCAUUAACAAAUUAUUUUGAAAAGUUUUAUUAAAUGCUGAUUUCAUCUGUGUUUUAGAGAUCAGACUGCUCCCCAUUUGCAGGCUUUACUAAAGAAAGCUUCCAUGUACCCAAGUGCUGGACUGAAUCCCCUUUUACACUGGAAUUACUGUAAUAGCUAGCUAGCUCUCGGGCUUUUCCGUGUAUUUGCUUCAGGUCACUGCAGAAGCAGCAUGGGGAUACCUGGCUACAAGGCUGACAAUGUAAUCUUUAAAAGAUGUUGGUAAAGGUAGAUUAAUUGAAAAAUAAUUUCAAGCUGUAGCUUGAACCAGUUCUCUACUAUUUUGUAGCCUUUCAAAUAGAUUGAAUGUUGCUGAGAAAUCUGAAGCUCAUGUACAAAUCACAUUCUUAAGACUGUAUAGAAAAAUGCAAGUUAACAGAUAGUGACAUUCGUACUUUUUAUUUUGAAUACAUGUAUCUACAAUGCUUGAAGUAACUAAUAAAAACUGUAAAAGCAACCAC